AUGCUGGUGAGAGUCUCGAGACUCCAGGCCCCUGUUCGAGGGUUUCACAACGGCCAGUGGCCAGGACCAAACUUAAACCUGUGUCCCAGUGUCCUUGCCAGUCCUGGGACCACGAUUUUGACAAAUUGCAAUCAGCAGGUGAAGAUCAUUGCUGAAGAUGAUGGAAGAGCUGGAGCAGCGAAAGCAGAGAGCGCCUCCAAAACUAAGACAGGCAGAGGCAUCUUAGGAAACCCCUUAAAUUAUAUUGUAACCCUUCCCUCUGGAGUCUUGACCUGCAGCUUGAGAAAUACUGUCAAAAACAAUAUAGACCUCUAUAAGCUGGCAGUCAACAUGGUGCCCUUCCCACCUCUCCACUUCUUCAUGCCUGGCUCUGCCCCUCUGACUAGCCAUGGAAGCCACAAGUAUCAGGCCCUCACUGUGCCCAAACUCACCCAGCAGGUCUUUGAUGUCAAGAACAUGAUGACUGCCUGUGACCCCAGCCACCACCAUUACCUUAUCACGGCUGUUGUCUUUCACGGGCAGAUGUCCGUGAAGGAGGGAGAUGAGCAGAUGCUCAAUGCACAAAGCAAGAAUAGCAGCUAUAUUGUGGAAUGGAUCCCCCAAAAUGUCAAGACAGCUGUCUGCGACAUCCCACCCUGUGGCCUGAAGAUGGCAGUCACCUUCACUGGGAAUAGCAUGGCCGUGCAGGAGCUCUUCAGGCACAUCUCAGAGCAGUUCAGGACCAAAUUCUGGCACCAGUACACAGAUGAGGGUGUGGAUGAGAUGGAAUUCACUGAAGCUGAAAGCGACAUGAACAAUCAUGUCUUUGAGUACCAGCAGUACCAGCAUGCCACCACAGAGGAAGAGGCGGAUUAA
Messenger RNA from Ailuropoda melanoleuca (giant panda), 855 nucleotides. RefSeq names its product tubulin beta chain-like. Gene Ontology annotation, cellular component: microtubule. Gene Ontology annotation, molecular function: GTPase activity; GTP binding; structural constituent of cytoskeleton. The transcript is spliced from 4 exons. Gene Ontology annotation, biological process: microtubule-based process. Lineage: Eukaryota; Metazoa; Chordata; Mammalia; Carnivora; Ursidae. Bases 1 to 855 code for a protein of 284 amino acids. The record is from RefSeq and is a predicted model, not a curated record.